CUUCUCUUAAAAGCCUCCACUGUCCGCCCACCGAGCUGUGUUCGUUGUUGCCUUCUCCGUCUUCCUCCUCUACCCGCAUCCUUCACUGUACACCUUCGGUCAACAUGUUCAAUUUCAAGAGCUUGUUCGUCAUCGCUUUGGCGGGGUUCACGGCGCUCUCCAGUGCUGAGGACCACGGAAAGGGUAAGGGAAAUGGAAAGGGAAAUGGAAAGGGUUACGGGAAGGGUCCCAAGAACUUCAUCAUGGUCGUCCCUGAUGGAUUCGGUAUCGCCAGUGAGACUAUGGCUCGCGACUACGUCCACUGGACCAACAACGGCACCACCGUGAUGCCCAUCGACGAGAUGGUGAUCGGUCUCGUCCGCACCAAGGCCACCGACAGCUAUGUCACUGACUCUGCUGCCUCCGCGACCGCCUACUCGUGCGGAAUCAAGUCCUACAACGGUGCCAUCGGUGUCGACGACGACAUCAUCCCCUGCGGAACCGUCCUCGAGGCCGCCCACCUCAAGGGAAUGAAGACCGGUCUCAUCGUGACCUCCCGCAUCACCCACGCCACCCCCGCCACCUACGCCUCCCACGUCUGGGACCGUGACCAGGAGGCCAACAUCGCCCUCCAGGAGAUCGGCUACGCCCACCCCCUCGGCCGCACCGUCGACGUCAUGAUGGGCGGAGGCCGGUGCUUCUUCACCCCCAACACCACCGCGGACUCCUGCCGUGACGACGGCAUCGACGCGCUGGCGCUCGCCCGCGACCUCGGCUACACCGUCAUCACCGACCGCGCCGGCUUCGACUCGAAGCAGAAGCUCCCCUACCUCGGCCUCUUCACCGAGGACCACAUGUCGUACGAGGUCGACCGCAACCCCGCGAUCGAGCCCUCCCUCAAGGAGAUGGCUCUCAAGGGCAUCAACGACCUGUACCGUGCCACCAAGGACUCAGACGAGGGUUUCUUCGUCCUUGUCGAGGCCAGCCGCAUCGACCACGCCGGCCACGCCAACGACGCCGUCGGCCACCUGCACGACAUCCUCGCGUACAACGCGGCCAUGCUCGCCAUGCGCGAGUGGAUCGACGAGCACGAGGAGGACUCGCCCACGAUCCUGAUCUCGACCGCCGACCACGAGUGCGGCGGACUGACCGUCGGCUCGAUCCAACUCGAUGGCGCCCCGGACUACUGGUACGCCCCGGAGCACUUCGCGGCUGCGAAGGCCACCCCCGGCCCGCUGUCUAAGCUAUGGCAGGCCUACUCUGGUAGCACUCCCAAGUCGUACCUGAAGACGGCCAUCUUCGCCGCGCACGGCAUCGCCGUCCCCACCGAGGAGGAACUCGUCCAGGGUCUCGCCCUGAAGAACGACACCUCCGCCUUCCAGGAAUUCCUGUCCGCAUCCAUGUCCGCCCGCCUCGGCGUGAGCUGGUCCACCGGCGGCCACACCGCUGCUGACGUCACCCUCUUCGGCUGGGGCAAGGGCUCCGAGAAGUUUUCUGGCUCGCGCGAGAACGCUGAGGUCGGCCUCUUCGUUGCCCAGCAGCUCGGUCUUGACCUCGAGCGAACACAGGCACUGCUGCGCAGGAAUGAGACGUGGGAGAAGGAGUGGGUCCGCCCCCCUGUGUCGCUGGAGAAGGUUGCGAGGAGGAGUCUGGGACACCACCAUCACUAGAUUAUUAGAUCGAAGGGCAGUGUGUCUGUGUAGGAAGAUUGGCGUCUUUAUUGUUUAUUUGCAAAAGGGCUAGUCUGUAUGAGUAGCUUCGUAUAUAGAGUGUUUGGGUUAGAGCGUAAUGUUUAACAGUCG
Tricharina praecox is the source of this 1781-nucleotide messenger RNA. RefSeq names its product alkaline-phosphatase-like protein. The transcript has 3 exons. Gene Ontology annotation, molecular function: alkaline phosphatase activity. Lineage: Eukaryota; Fungi; Ascomycota; Pezizomycetes; Pezizales; Pyronemataceae. The record is from RefSeq and is a predicted model, not a curated record. Gene Ontology annotation, cellular component: fungal-type vacuole membrane. Gene Ontology annotation, biological process: dephosphorylation. The coding region runs from base 105 to 1649 and encodes 514 amino acids.